Molecule: messenger RNA, 1169 nt
Organism: Xiphophorus hellerii (green swordtail)
Lineage: Eukaryota; Metazoa; Chordata; Actinopteri; Cyprinodontiformes; Poeciliidae
Gene: ubl4a
Product: ubiquitin like 4A
Exons: 4
Coding region: 155-625 (156 amino acids)
Biological process (GO): tail-anchored membrane protein insertion into ER membrane; post-translational protein targeting to endoplasmic reticulum membrane
Cellular component (GO): BAT3 complex
Molecular function (GO): protein-folding chaperone binding
Source: RefSeq, a predicted model, not a curated record
CGCCGAGAGCUGCUGAUGCUGGAGAAGAAGAUGGGCCACCGUUAAAGGGAGCAGCAGUUUUGUUACGAACUAUCAAAAACCUUACUACGAACGUUUUAAUAUUUAAACUUUCAACAUAUUUCUGCUGUGUUUCAUUUGUUCGAGGUGUUAGAAAAUGAUCCUCACCGUGAAACCGCUUCAAGGAAAGGAGUGCAGUGUUCAGGUCACCGAAGAUGAGAAAGUGUCCACGGUGAAGGAGCUUGUGUCUGAACGACUGAACAUCCCUGCAAACCAGCAGCGGUUACUCUACAAAGGGAAAGCUCUUGCAGACGAGCACAGACUGAGCGAUUACUCCAUUGGGCCUGAGGCUAAAUUGAAUCUUGUCAUUCGUCCCGUGGGGGAGAGGGCUGCAGCUCCGGGGAUGGCAGGCGGCAGCAGCAGCAACCCGCAGGGAGGAGUGUGGCAGAUUGUAUCCACUAUACUAGCCAGACACUUCAGUCCAGCAGAUGCAGCUAAAGUUCACGAACAGCUUAUGAAGGAUUAUGAACGUUCACUUCGACAGCUCAGCCUCGAUGAUAUUGAGCGCUUGGCGGGGAGACUCCUUCACCCUGAAGGCGAGAGCAUGGACACCUCUUACAUGGACUAACCAUUCAUAACUUAAUUCUUCUGAUGUUUUUCUGUUGAGUUAUUGUCAGUGCUUGAAGAUACAGUGUUUAGACGGGGAGAAAGGAAAGGAUCAGUUGAAUUUCAGGGAUAUCCUGGCGUGUGCCUGAUCUCCAGCUGAGUGAUCACAUGGACAGCUGAAUAUCUCGGCUUUUUUCCUGUUUUUUUUUUUUAGCCGCCCAGAUAAAAAGGACUUGGAUGAGAAGAUGUGGCCCUUUUUUCCUCUGGCCUUCAUCAUUGUUGGGUGUUAAUGACUCACAGCCUGAUCACACAAGAUCUGAAUACAAUGGAAUAAUUUAUGCUGUUAUUUUCACAUGAUCUCUGGCUGCUACAUUUCCUCGGGCAUACUAACUUCUACAGGAGGGUAUUUAUUAUUGUCUUGAGUGAUAACUUUUAUCUUUUUCCAAGAAUUGUGGGCAACAUGUCUUAUCCCAUAAUAUACUGUUCACCAUUGUAUGAUUUGUAAAUAUAUUUGUUUAUAUAUAUGUUUGCAAACAUUAAAACUGAAAAAAUAUCUUUCACCUUAA